This is a messenger RNA of Lineus longissimus, 3042 nucleotides long. RefSeq lists its product as uncharacterized. The record is from RefSeq and is a predicted model, not a curated record. Gene Ontology annotation, molecular function: protein binding. Lineage: Eukaryota; Metazoa; Nemertea; Pilidiophora; Heteronemertea; Lineidae. Gene Ontology annotation, biological process: signal transduction. The transcript has 2 exons. Gene Ontology annotation, cellular component: plasma membrane. Bases 77 to 1897 code for a protein of 606 amino acids.
CGUUAUUGUAUCGACAAUGAUACAUCCGUGAAGUUUCACUACCUAUUUAUUUCAUGUUUUGCUGACGUCUGUGAAAAUGAUGGUGGUGUGUCCAAAAAGACUGUUUGUGGACUUCGUCAUUUUCCUCUUCCUUUUGUCGUAUUCCCUGGGCAGGGGACCUGACCCAGAGGCUAUGGCGUUCUCGACAGGUUGCUACGAAGUGAAGAACGAAGAUGGAAAGAGUUUGUCCUGCAGCAAAGUUUCGCUUCUGGAAAUUUCUGCACGGAUUCAUUGGAUAGGCAGAGACCUGGUGUAUUUGUAUAUUUGGGACUGUCCCUCUGAGUCAGCGGAAUUGACCGAAUCAUUCUUUGGGAACAAUAUAAACUUGAAGGACAUAAUAAUAUCUAGAUGCAAUAUCAAUAACAUAGGGACUAGUGUUUUCGAAAAGCUGAGCAGGCUGAAGUAUCUCGAUUUGAACUCGAACAGAAUAAGCCAGGUUACCAAAGAAGUAUUCAAAGGAUUGACAAAUUUGUCGUCGCUCACUUUGUUAAGUAACGAAAUAUAUGAAAUUCAGGAAGGUACGUUCGAAAACCUUGUGAACUUAUCAGAGCUGAACCUUGAAAGCAAUAAAUUGGACCAAUUUGACAAUGGAAUAUUGUUCGGCUUGAAAAAUCUAGAAACCUUCUCUCUUGGUGAUCAAGAAAUCGAGAGGGAUUUGCGUGAGUGCACCGGACCGGCAAUUGAUGACCUCCGUGGAUUGACACGCUUAAAGGACUUGAAUCUCGCCGGGGUCAGUUUGUGUGCGUUAGAACGCGAAAGUGAUUUGUCUCUUUUUUUCAAGGACCAAGAAGAGACUAUGACAGUCUUGGAUCUAAGUUCAACACAGUUGACAAACACCAUUUUGCCGAUCUUGCGAAAUUUGAAACGUCUAAAAAAUCUAAAUCUUCGAGGCAAUAAUCUCGGUUACAUUCUUGAUGGAUCGCUACCCAAACUAGCAAGUGAUGGGCUCCUGGAUUUGUCGUUUAACAGGGUAAUGUAUAUUGAUGAACUCGCUUUAACAGGCUUCGAUGGUGGACUCGAUAUCAUGUUCAAUUCGUUUUACUGUGAUUGUAAACUCCUCGGGUUUACCAACUGGUUGCAGGAAUACGCCAGGAGUGGCAGUGUGGACGUCUCCAUGAUCCUGUGCAGUGGCCCUGUUUCAAUGUACGGGACCAAGGUGGUUGACUAUAGCCCGUACUGGUGGCAAUGCAGCCAGUACAUACCACUGAUAGCUUUGGUGGCUGUCAUUGCUUUCGCUGUCCUGCUAGCCUUAGUUACGCUAGUAGUCUAUUGCAACCGGGUGAACUUUAAACACUGGUUGUUGGAGAGGCGAGCGGCAGCUAAAGCUGAGAAGGAGGCGGAACAAGAAUCCGCCGCUACUGAGCGUAGUGCGCUGGUGCCACCUAAUCGGCUUUGCGGGAUAAACUCGCUUCCAAAGGGGAUGACUGGCGCCUAUAUCCUUUACAACAUGGAUGAAGUGGAUGUCAAAAGAUGGGUGGACCAGCACAUCGAGGAGAAGCUCUACCGCCAUCCCAUGAAGAUCACCUUGCAGUGGGCGGCCGGCCCUGGCUUUAUGCCUCUGUGGAAACAGGUCAAGGACUAUGGGUUUGGCGUCAGACACUUCCUUGUCGUUAUAACCGAGGAGUUGCUUCGGCAUCACUGGCAACAGAUGUCGGAGAAUGGCGGUGUCGAGAACCUUUCUAAGUUCGUGCUCGUCCUCUGGGGGAAGAAGAAGGAAGACUUGCCUGCCGAUCUACGCAGGUUGCGUUGUCCUUGCAUCGAAUGGCCGAUGACAGAACCAAAGUUCUCCAGCCUGCAGCGAGAGAGGGAGCAGUUCUGGAAGCGUGUACGGCUGGCACUCAAAGAUCUUUCGGAUUAGAAAAGUUGAUUAGCCAUGCGUCGAAAGUUACUUUACUGAAAAUCAUCUAUUCACCGCACAAUCAAAACACUGGAGCCGGAGUCUGGAGUCUGCACAUACGCAAUUAAGGGACCGUUUUUUUAUGGUUGUGCUCCUGUACAGAGCUCCCAUUCGUGGUCCAAUGAUGAAGCCUUUAACAAUAUUCUAACCCCUCUAUCUCCAACACCCACCACUGGAAAAACUUAAGAAUUGGGCUUCAAUAUAUUCAGGCGGCACCUCUAAAGCGAAAGAAAAGGUUACGAGAAAUAGGCCUGUGAUGACAAAUGGUUCGCCAGGCCUUCUUUGUGGACCAGCUUUAUGAAACUGUCCCCAUUCAUUCCAUCCUUGGUCUGUUUCUCUUUUCACGGUACUCGGACGAACGUGAAAGUGGUUUGCGAAACUGACACAAGUCGGUGUAAUGACUUUCAUGUUCCUAUUCAUCAGUGUUCCCAUGCGAUGAACGGCCAUAGCGUGUGACUUGAGGAAAAAAGGAGGAGAGAAAACAGAGACAGCUUAUUAAAGUGCCUUUCAUGCGUUUCCUAUGUACAAUGAUGAAGGUCUAAACUGCGGGCGCAAUGGUACCUGCUUCGACCCCCUCCCCACGGAGUCAGCAUGUGUACAUGUAGAAUGACGAAAUCACAUGGCCUCGGGAGUGCAACACAAAGACCUCGGAAGAAGACAAGGAUGCUUGGCCGUGGAAGUAGGGGAUAUGGGCGGAGGACACCAGACCCCACUCCUUGUUUAAAAUAAUCACGCAUGGUUGUGCAACGGCCGGUGUAGACGUUUAAAAUGUCCUCGGAUAGAAUGUAAGGAGAACAAAGGAUUCUAUUAUGCGCUUAAAUCUCUCCACUAUUGAACCAAACACCAUGAUACGUCAGAAUUGUGUCGGUCAGUGUAAAAGUUUGAAUUGUCCUAAUAGGAUAGACUGUCCGAGGAACAAAUAGUCUUGGAGCUUAUGUCAUGGCCCUAUAGAACAAUAUAUUGUACGCGCCGGUCACCGAUCCAAAGGUUGACCGCGCUCAACGUUGCUUAACUUCCAUUCUGGGGCCAAGGCGCCAACCACUGGGCCAUAAAGGAAUUCCCUCAUGGCCGGCGGGUUAAGCCGUGCCAUAUACGUGGGGGUACUA